GAUAAAAGCCGGCCGGCCCCCGGAAAGAGCGAUGCUGCGUCGAGGAGUCGCGGUGAGAAUUCGGAACAAAAAGAGUAACGAGUUUGUGACGCUGCACACGGCGCCAUGCUAAUCAAGGUCGGGUAGGCACUGCGCCAAUAUUAUUGCCGCGCGCGUUUUCUUUUAGCUCAGCCGCGAGAGAUGUCACGACCAAAGCGACCCUCUUGAACAGAAAAGACUGCUUGCUCAAUUAUUAGCGAGCGGGACGUCGGCACGUCGGGAGUCACCAGAGGGAGAUGGCACGUCAGUCCGCCCGCGGUGUUGCACGAUAAAAUAACACAGCGGCAGCCAAUCAGCGUGCGGGACGAGCGAAAAAAAAAUACCCACGGUGCACCAGAAGGGGAAUCGUCGGCGCCUUCAUACAUUAAUUAAGGUAAAUAUUCGCCCGAUUGCGAGUUCCGGAGGCGCCUAAUCAUCCAGGUGCGAUCAUGCUGCUCACGUGCAAGUGUCUCAACGUGUCCAUCGCCAUCGAGGGCGCCGAAAUUGGCGCCGCCGACUUGGCGCUGCUCGGCAUCACCGACGUCGAGAGGCAGGACCCCUUUUUCAAAUGCUCCAUUGGAACAGUGGAGUUGGGUGAGAUCAACAAGGAACAGGCUACCCUGGUGUAUAUCAGACACACCGGCGAGUGGUUGGUGCAUCAGUGCCUGAACUGCGAGACACACACGCACGCCAUCCACAAGGAGAGGCGCGGCAACUGUGUCAUUGUAAACGCAGAACUGCUUUCAGACCCGCAGCAAAUCGACUCGCUUAGGAACAACGAUGCCUUUUCUCCAGUCUUUAGAAUAGUCGUCAACAGAGACGGAGACCUUGUCUCUCCAGAGCCUUCGACCACCAUACCCAAAGUUACAGCCCUCCACCCUAUUGGCCCUCUUCAAGCUGGCCUAAUGGCUCUGCAACAGAAGCUUAAUGAGGCGAUGAGGCAGCAGACUGCCCUCGUCGAAGAGAAAAUCCGUCUCUUCUCAGAGCAGCAGUAUGCAGAGCUCGAAAUCUUCCGCAAAACGGCCCACGAGGAUCAGCUGGUGCUGGCCAAGAUUCUCAAAGCUUGUCCUGCACUGCAGAAGGAAGAGGAGGCGUUGGCGGCCACCAAGCCACCCCAGAAGCCACAAAAGGCGGCCGGAUCGGUCAAGCUGGAAAACUCGAUGCUCUCCUCUUUCAAACCUGCAGCUCUCUCAAAAGGAAAUCUCCAGAACAAACCUAGGAAAUCUAUUCCGUCUAUGGUGCCUGCUGGAAUGGGUGAUGCCAAGUUUGGCGUUCUUCCUGGAAUGCGCAGCUCGCGAGUUGGAGUGCAAAAUUCUUUGGACACCGAAGGCCUUUUUGACUUGGAAGGAAUGGACGAGCCGUCGCAAGAGCCUCUGCAUUCGGAGGAUGAGACUGAUGACACUGAUGAAUCUGGAAGCCAUGACGAAGGCAUACACAUCCCGAGGCAACGUAUUCACACCGUGGCCGCCGGCAACUUGGCCCGGUCGUUGCCGGUCACCGUUCCGAUCUAUCAGCAGCACAUUGCUGGCCAAAAUAACUAUGAUGAUGAAGAGAAUCCCAGAGACUUGCCUCAAGACCCGCAGGACAUUGCGGCCUCGAUCAAAGCUCUGGCCAAGAGUGUGCAUGGGGAGCACAACGUGUUCGGCGACCUCCCCAGACCUCGCUUCAGUACCCAACUGUGAUUAUAAUCUCCCUACUGCAUAGUAUUAGCUCAGACAGAUAGUCACCUUGUGUAAUUCACAAAAAAUGCCGCUUCAACGUGCUAUUGUAAUUUUUGCUGCUCCAAUAAGAUACACACAUAAUCAUUUCUUAUGUCUGGUUUUCCAACUUGCGGGGUGUGAUAUGCUCAAACAAGUAAUAUUACAUUUUAGACAGCAGCUGAGUUAUUUUGCCAUUAAUCGUGGAAAUCUGCAUUUUCUUUAGAGGAGUACAGAAACUAUUUUUUGUUAUUUUCUGCAUAAUUUGCAGUUGUUGUUUUUGGGUGUUUGCACAAAGUGUCUCCAAAAUUUUUAACAUCAAACCAGAGUUACUAAUUAGAUAAGCAAUUUUUCAA
Neocloeon triangulifer is the source of this 2071-nucleotide messenger RNA. RefSeq lists its product as uncharacterized. The record is from RefSeq and is a predicted model, not a curated record. Lineage: Eukaryota; Metazoa; Arthropoda; Insecta; Ephemeroptera; Baetidae. Gene Ontology annotation, biological process: negative regulation of protein kinase activity; negative regulation of TOR signaling; neurotrophin TRK receptor signaling pathway. Gene Ontology annotation, cellular component: cytoplasm. The coding region runs from base 468 to 1700 and encodes 410 amino acids. The transcript has 8 exons.